Hirsutella rhossiliensis is the source of this 690-nucleotide messenger RNA. RefSeq names its product v-SNARE protein. NCBI's taxonomy places the organism in Eukaryota, Fungi, Ascomycota, Sordariomycetes, Hypocreales, Ophiocordycipitaceae. The record is from RefSeq and is a predicted model, not a curated record. The transcript is spliced from 3 exons. Gene Ontology annotation, molecular function: SNARE binding; SNAP receptor activity. Gene Ontology annotation, biological process: endoplasmic reticulum to Golgi vesicle-mediated transport; vesicle fusion. Gene Ontology annotation, cellular component: late endosome membrane; ER to Golgi transport vesicle membrane; endoplasmic reticulum membrane. The coding region runs from base 1 to 690 and encodes 229 amino acids.
AUGAACGUGACUUACAACUCUGCCCUGCGGCAGAGCAAGGCACUCCGCGCCGAACUGGACAGCCUCAACGCAAAAGGGGCCCUGGCGCCUGCAGAGAUUGGUAACGUGUCCGCCUCCUUGGCGUCGUUUGGCAAGACUCUCGAGGAGUACAACCAUCUCGCCCGCCAAGAACUCGUCCAGAAAAAGCAGGAAGAAGCCUUUGAGCGCGUCAAGAGGUUUCGCCAAGAUCUCUCCGACUUUCGCUCCCAGGUCGACGGGUUGAUGAAGACCCGCGAGGACGCGCAACAUCAAACAAACAGGGCCGAGCUGCUGGGAAGAAGACCCUACAAUGCGACGCCCGAGAACCCGUACGCGAACUCCUCCCACGCUGGAGAACCCCUGACGACGGGGUCCUCCGACGAGCUGCGCGAAUCCCAUGCGUUUCGCGAACAAAACUUUUUUGCCAACACAAACCAGGCACUGGACGACUACAUCGCCAGGGGACAGGCUGUCCUGGGAGAUCUAGGCCAGCAGCGCGAGAUGCUCAAGAACACGCAAAAGCGGCUCUACACCGUCGCCAACACCCUCGGCGUGAGCGGCGACACCAUCCGCAUGGUCGAACGGCGAGCGCGAGAGGACAAGUGGAUCUUUUUCGCGGGCGUCAUCGUCUUCUUUUUGUUUUGUUGGCUCGUGCUACACUAUCUGCGGUGA